Molecule: messenger RNA, 1785 nt
Organism: Thlaspi arvense
Lineage: Eukaryota; Viridiplantae; Streptophyta; Magnoliopsida; Brassicales; Brassicaceae
Source: the annotation of a GenBank genome assembly
AUGGGUGAGGGCGGUGGAGACGGCGAAUUCCCGCCAAAAAAGGACGGUGUUGAAGAGUCUGGUUUUCCGGCGAAGAAGCCAGCGCGGCAACUCGACUUCACUGGUGGCUCCGAUGAACAUUCAGUGUCUAAACCUGCUCCUACCGUCGUCGCUACGGCGACCAAGACCAUCGUCACUCCCCCCGCUCCUUCACCAGCGGCGGCAGCUGCAACACCGACGACUCGUCCUCCUCCGCCGUUGGGAAUCGGUCAGGUACGACCAUUGGUGACGCCAAAUCCGCCGUCGCAAUCACAAAUCUUCAACGCUCCAAUCAGGCACCCAAAGCCGGAAUCUCCAAAAGCUAGACCAAGGCCUCCUAUAGUGGAAGGUAGAGAUGGAACCCCUCAGAAGAAGAAACAGUGUAACUGUAAACACUCACGCUGCUUGAAGCUGUAUUGUGAAUGCUUUGCAUCCGGAACAUAUUGUGAUGGUUGUAACUGUGUCAAUUGUUUCAACAAUGUUGAAAACGAACCUGCAAGACGAGAAGCUGUGGAAGCAACUCUCGAGCGGAAUCCAAAUGCCUUCAGGCCUAAAAUUGCUAGCAGCCCACAUGGCGUGCGGGAUAAAAGGGAGGAGAUUGGUGAAGUUGUGCUAUUAGGGAAACAUAACAAAGGAUGCCACUGCAAGAAAUCGGGAUGCCUCAAGAAGUAUUGUGAGUGCUUCCAAGCAAACAUUCUUUGUUCAGAGAACUGCAAAUGCUUGGAUUGCAAAAACUUUGACGGAAGUGAAGAGAGACAAGCUUUGUUUCACGGUGAACAUGCCAACAACAUAGCUUAUCUCCAACAAGCAGCGAAUGCAGCCAUUACUGGAGCUGUUGGUUCCUCUGGCUUUGCCCCUGCUCCAGCACCUAAGAGAAGGAAAGGUCAAGAUAUUUCGUUCAACCAAGGAAACAAAGAUUCACCGACGCAUCGACUUGGACAGUUUCCACAGGCAAAUAAUGGAAGAGCUAGUGGUCCAAGCUCAGGCACAUCUCCCUCACCUGUUUCUCGUCCUGGUGGCAAUGCUCAAUCAAAGUCACUCUUAGCAGAUAUAAUCCAACCGCAGGAUGUGAAAGCACUUUGCUCUGUCUUGGUCGCUGUAGCUGGAGAAGCAGCAAAGACAUUAACAGAGCAAAGAAAUGAAACAGAAAGUCGAGUGAAAGAUCAAACAGAAACUUCUUUAGCUACUACUGCACAAGAUCAACCCCAAGGCAAUAAAGAUGCAGCUGAUGUGGAGAUGGCUGAAGCUGAUGAGAAUCAAGCUGACAAGCCUGUCCCAGAGGAUUCAAAUUCAGAUGGAGCCGACGCCUCUAAAGGAAAGCCGCUAUCUCCAGCAACUUUGGCUUUGAUGUGUGAUGAGCAAGACACUAUCUUCAUGGUAGCAUCAGCUACACCUAAUGGCUCGGUGGACCCCGGUGGCUGCGGAACAAACUCGCAGGGCCAGUCAGAGAUUUACGCAGAGCAGGAGAGAGUGGUAUUAACCAAAUUCAGAGAUUGCCUUAGUCGACUUAUCUCUUACGCAGAAAUAAAAGAAUCAAAGUGUUUAUCUUUAGCAAGAAGGCAUAUACAGUCACCCGCAACUCCAACCGCAACCGCGACUGUGAAAAUCGAGAAUGGGAUUGAGCUUGUGAAUGGAGGAGCUUCACGAGCCGCUACUCAACCCACGGUCAACAAACCGCAGCCUUUGCAGGUUACGACCACAACAAAUACCUCAAACACUCAACAUCCUCACAAACCUCCAGCUUUAUCAGAGAAGAAAGACAUCUGA